This is a messenger RNA of Dufourea novaeangliae, 2251 nucleotides long. It is a transcript of the gene RN-tre, whose product is annotated as USP6 N-terminal-like protein. Bases 243 to 1958 code for a protein of 571 amino acids. Lineage: Eukaryota; Metazoa; Arthropoda; Insecta; Hymenoptera; Halictidae. The transcript has 8 exons. The record is from RefSeq and is a predicted model, not a curated record.
AUCCGAAUCCGGCUUGAAUUGCGUGUCUGGUAUGUAUGGACGGCAGUUUUGCUAAAUGUAUGAUUGUUGUGAAGAAAUGUUGUUCUAUAUAUAAUGAAACGAAGAAAAUUAGUCGCUCCCUAGCCAUGCAGUGUCAAUAGUCACGCAGUUCAUUUCUUAGCGAUAACAGCCUAACAUAAAAAUAGAACCUUUUUAACAAGACGGCAUGUUUGUAAGAGUCUGGUUGAGAAUUCUCACGGGGGAUGAAUGAGGAAGAAUUAUUGAAACGGUCUGCUGCAGAGCGAGAUAGAAUAUUUAGCUGCUAUGACCGUGGCAGAGAAAAUGGAGCGGAAAUUGAUCCAUGGGAAGAUCCUACCUAUGAAGUUUACCAUACCACAGACAGAUAUGGAUUUAUACAUGAUAAACGGCUACCACAGAGGCAUGACCCAAAUGAAAUCAAGUGUCAUCGGGUGGAAAUGGAAAGAUUGAAAAAGUGGGAGAAAAUGACAAAACAAUGGGACAGUUCCUCGACAAAAGAAAAAUUACGACGUAGAGUAUAUAAAGGGAUUCCUAAUAGAUUCCGCGGGCAAGUUUGGGCAUUACUUCUGGGGAUAAAAAAUUUAAAGAAAGAACAGGCUGGUAAAUACAAUGAAAUGUUGCAACUUGCACGUCAGUGGUCCACCGAAAUAAGACAGAUCGAUGCCGAUGUAGCUAGGCAAUAUAGGGAUCAUAUCAAUUAUAGAGAAAGGUAUAGCAUAAAACAGCGAUCCAUGUUUUAUGUAUUGGCUGCUUAUAGCAUGUACAAUAUGGAAGUGGGCUACUGUCAGGGGAUGUCUGUAUUAGCUGGAUUACUUUUAUUGUAUAUGGAUGAGGAGGACGCGUUUUGGGGCCUUUCUGUGCUGCUGGCCGACAAAAAAUACACUAUGCAUGGAUUUUAUGUUGAUGGGUUUCCAAAACUGAAUCGUUUCAUCGAACACCACGAUAAAAUUAUGCAUAAAUUUUUGCCAAAAUUGAAACGGAAACUCGAUAAGUGCGGCUGCGAUUCCAUUCUGUACGCAUUAAAAUGGUUCUUUGUUGUUUUCCAAGAGAGGACACCCAUCAGUCUCGGCCUGCGAAUUUGGGAUAUAUUUUUAUUGGACGGUGAUCGUAUUCUACCUGCUAUGGCGUACACAGUUAUGAAAAUGCAUAAACGUUUUCUGAUGCCGAUGGAAAGCCUGGAUGAGUUUUGUAAUUAUCUGCAAAUCAAAUUGGAGAAGGACUUUGGUUUCGACGAUGACACAGUGAUAAGCAGUAUGGAACGUAGUAUGGAAGAAUUGAAACGUUCUAAGUUAGAUUACCCCGGUCCACCAUUGCCACACGAGUUACCGCGAUUUCCGUUCGGCACUUUCAAAGAGCCUUCAUUUGCUAGCAAGGUUGGGAGACGGACCGAAGAAUUCAGUGAAGCGCAGCACGUAAUGCGCGAGUCCAUAACACAGCGUAGAGAUUUGGUGAUCGCCGAAGACGGUAGAGAAAGUACAACUCCAGUCGAGCCAACUGGUUGUGGUCUUGGCGGAAGCAAAUUCUCAUUUGACCCGAGUCUUGACGAUGGAGCUUCUCCCAAUGGCUCGCGGCGGUCAUUGGCAGACACGUCUGUUACCUCGACAGCCGACCUUUCCGUAUUUAGUUCGGCGACACGGUCACAAGUGUUAGACAAUAGCCUCGAUACUCAAAGUAAUAUCUCGAACGCUAGCUCUGGCAGCGGUGGUUUGCCCACCCCUAGAGCGACGCCGCAUCAACCGAGUCCAGACGUUGUGCGAAUUUAUGUACCGUACAGUUCGCCAAUGUGCGGCUCGUACAAAGACGAUCUUCCACGUACGCUUCCGCGGUCCCUAGAGACCAAUAGGAUUCGUAUACGGGUCGAUCCCGAUCAGACGCCGAUAGUGGAGAAUCUCAAACCGUUCUCAUUGGAAAGUCCGGAAAUCGAACUGGACUUGAAAUAACCUGUUCAUUCGUAUAGCCAUGUAAUUCAUGGAAACCGUUCAUAACAACAUUACACACUUGUGAGGAGAACAACCCGCGAGUGGUACACUCAGAUUUUAUUGACAGAUUGUGAAUUGUAGAAAUCCUCCACCAAUGUAGAGUACGUACACUGCCGGUCAACAGUAUGUGGACACCCUUUAAAAGGGAACAACUUUUUUAAAAUUGGUCCGAAUUGCUUGAGUCCUUUUGUGAAGUUGGGGAUAUUAAUUUAGCAAAUGAUGUGUAAAAAAAUUGAAAAAGUUGCUAUGUAAUU